Molecule: messenger RNA, 1921 nt
Organism: Quercus robur (English oak)
Lineage: Eukaryota; Viridiplantae; Streptophyta; Magnoliopsida; Fagales; Fagaceae
Product: ACT domain-containing protein ACR4-like
Exons: 7
Coding region: 368-1720 (450 amino acids)
Source: RefSeq, a predicted model, not a curated record
AGUAAUAUAUAGAUUUGUUUGUUAUAUGUCCCUCCAAAAACUCUUCUUCCAGCUCAAGAGCCACCACAGCACCCCCAACUAACUACUCACAACUCACAACCCCCAAAAAACCCCAUUUCACAUUUCUCAUUCCCAAUCUAAUCCAAACCCCCACAUACAAAAACUCUUUGUGUGUGUGUGUGUGUGUUUGUGUGAGAGUGAGAGAGAUAAAUAAAAUAAAUGUUAUAACAUAAAAACAAAAGAAAAUCAGAGACACACAGAGAUUCCAGAGGACAAAGAUACUCUCUAUUCUGAAAUCUCUCUUAUAUAAAUAUACUCCCUUUCUUCUCUAUCAAGCUCUGUUUUUUACUCUCAAUUUCAUUUCCAAAUGGAUUGUUGGACCUCUCAUCUCUCCAUGGAUGAUGAAUUUGAAAAGCUUGUGAUUCGAAUGAACCCUCCAAGGGUCACAGUUGAUAAUGCCUCAAGCAGGAAAGCCACUUUGAUUAAGGUUGAUAGCGCAAACAAGCGUGGGACUUUGUUAGAGUUGGUUCAAGUUUUGACUGACUUGAAUCUUAUAAUUCGUCGAGCUUACAUAUCUUCAGAUGGGGAAUGGUUCAUGGAUGUAUUUCAUGUCACUGAUCAAAAUGGGAACAAGCUGUUCGAUGAUGAUCUUGCUGACCGGAUUCAACAGUCGCUGGGACCUAGGGCACGUAGUUUUCGGUCCUUGAGAAGGUCUGUGGGUGUCCAAGCUGCCAUGGAACAUACGACAAUUGAAUUGACUGGAAGAGAUAGGCCAGGCUUGCUUUCAGAGGUUUUUGCUGUUCUUGCUGACCUCAAAUGUAACGUGGUAGCCGCAGAGGUCUGGACCCACAAUUCAAGAAUGGCUUCAGUUGUUUACAUAACGGACGAGGCAAUUGGAAUGCCAAUUGAUGAUCCUGAUCGGCUUGCUAAGAUCAAACAACUUCUUCUUUAUGUACUAAAAGGGGAUAGAGAUAAACGGGGUGCCAACACUGCUGUUUCCGUGGGUUCAACUCAUAAGGACCGGAGACUCCAUCAAAUGAUGUAUGCUGAUCGCGAUUAUGAUAAGGAUGAUACAGAUUGUGUGUCCACUAGUGACAGAAGAAAACUUCUUGUAACAGUAGAGAAUUGUGUGGAUAAGGGAUAUACUGUUGUGAAUUUGAUGAGUCCUGACCGUCCUAAGCUACUCUUUGAUGCUGUAUGCACACUGACUGAUAUGCAAUAUGUAGUAUACCAUGCUACCAUAAUUGCGGAGGGACCAGAGGCUUAUCAGGAAUACUUUAUCAGGCAUAUGGAUGGCUGCCCUAUUAGUUCUGAAGCAGAGAGGCAAAGGGUAAUUCAUUGCUUGGAGGCUGCUAUCAAGAGGCGAACUUCUGAGGGUAUAAGACUAGAACUCUGCGGUGAAGAUAGAAUUGGCCUUUUGUCUGAUGUUACUCGUAUAUUUAGAGAAAAUGGUCUAUCAGUUACUCGAGCUGAGGUUACUACCAGGGGAUCGCAAGCUGUAAAUACUUUUUAUGUGACUGAUGCAUCGGGAAAUCCAGUGAAGAGUGAAACAAUUGAGGCAGUUCGAAAUGAGAUUGGUCUGACAGUACUUCAUGUGAAGGAUGAGGCCUACUCAAAAUCUCCACCCCAAGAGAGUGGGAGAUUCUCUUUGGGUAAUAUCUUUCGAUCCAGAUCAGAGAAGUUUCUAUACAACUUGGGUUUGAUAAAGUCAUAUUCUUGAGCAGUUAAUUUGGAGAAAAAAAAAUUUGUGUCCAAUGCAUGUAAAUAUUAAGUAAAAAGUCUGUUUAGUUGUAGAUUGUGCUUUAGGACCAAAUUGCAAAGGUUUAGGUGCUUCCCAUGUAGAUCUUGGUCAGCUCUCAAAAUUGCAAUCUGUCAACUUGUAAAGUUUCAUGUGCAUACAACUAGCUGCAUCUUUUGGUUA